Neltuma alba is the source of this 1956-nucleotide messenger RNA. RefSeq lists its product as uncharacterized. NCBI's taxonomy places the organism in Eukaryota, Viridiplantae, Streptophyta, Magnoliopsida, Fabales, Fabaceae. Gene Ontology annotation, molecular function: tRNA adenosine(64)-2'-O-ribosylphosphate transferase activity. Gene Ontology annotation, biological process: charged-tRNA amino acid modification. The record is from RefSeq and is a predicted model, not a curated record. Gene Ontology annotation, cellular component: cytoplasm.
AUAUCAAUUGAUUAAUGGGAGAGUUAGGUCUAGAAGAGCAAAUUAACGCCUGAUUCUGGCAACAAUAAGUUCAUUCCUGACUGCCUUCGCCGGAUUUGGGAGCUUGAACCUGUAGAAAGUACAAACUGUUUUUCCCUAUUCGGCGGACGCCCCUCGCAGACAAACGAAGUGGAGCAUGAUGGAGGAAGGGACGAAGCUAAGCAUUUAUAGGGCAGCGAGAACCAUAAAGCGAAGAGAUAAUACUCUCUACAAUGCGUUGAGAUCGAUAUACGAGGACUCCAUUUUUGUGGGUGAGAUCAAUCAGUUAUGGCCCGACCUCCCUCUUCUCGCCAACCUUCGCUGCGGUCUCUGGUACUCCCCCAGAUUCCACUCCACCUGUUACUUCAAGUCCACCGAUGGCCACACCAAUAACUGGUCCUUCAACACAUCUCGCCUCAAUCUCCAUGUUGCUCAGCUUGCUGGACAGAAGGGAGGUUGUUUCAUUGUUGAUUCCACCCGAAGAGGAAAGAGGUUUCCAGAUAGCAUGUCGAAAACAAUACCUAUAUGGACAUGUGUUUUGAAUCGAGCGAUCAGGGAUUUCAGGAAGAAACUUCACGAUAAAGAUGCUUCAACCAAUGGGGUAAAUAUGUCCCUUGACUGGGACUGUUCCUUGCAUCUUCCUCUGUGGGUUUCCGAAACUGAGACUUCCAUUGAGGAGCGCCUUGAAGAAUGGACUGAAAGGUUGAAAGAAAGUGGAGCUGAUAUUGCUUCUCUUUCAGCAUGCUUGAAGAAGCCCUUGCGUCCUCUGUGGAUUUCACAAAGAACUCUCAUCUGGAUAAAUGAAGUGCCCGACCAUGAUUCUUGGGAUUUUACACCCAUCAUACUAGUGUCCGCAUCUUCCUCAACUGGCAUAAGUCAGCAUAGGACUACCUCUGAGUUUAGCUGGAGUUACAUACCAGGCGCUGGGGAUGAUGAAGAAAGUUGGGCAAGGGGUUUAUCUCCUAAUCUUUUUUGGAAUCAUGUCUACGAUAUUAUAAACUCUGGUCCUGAUGUGUGUAAUCAGAAAGUUGCAGAUAUAGUUGAAAAGAGCAGAGUAUACCGUUCUUACAGAGGAGAGAAUGCCCCACAGAUCACAGUCAAGUCUCUUAAACCAUCUUCUCUAUCGCAUGAUGAAUUGUCUGCAUCUUCUGAUAUUUCAAACAUGAACUUUGACAUGUUGAGGUCUCCUGAUGAAGAUUCUGUAAUAUCUUGGCUGGGUUCAACAAAUCUUUCUGUUGGACCUUCUCAAUGUGCUGCAGAAGUGCCUGAUGUUGAUUGCAUAUUGAAUUGUGAUCAUGAGUCCAUCUCUGUCCCUCUUCGCAGUGAAGAAGCUUAUCUGCAUCUUCCCAUUCUUACUUCAAAAUGUGAUCGCUUUUCCUUGUUAAACAAUCUUCCUUCUGCGGUGAGCUUUGCAAAGUCGAAUCUAAGUGAAGGGAAGCGACUUCUGGUUUGCUGUUCUAACGGGGAAGAUAUUUGUGUAUGCGUUUGUCUAGCAAUUUUUACCUCGUUAUUCAAUGAGAGAGGUAAGUAUGAUGGUGGAAAGUCCUUCAGCGAGACCCGUAUCACCAAAUUGGAGAUGAGGCGGCGACUUGUAUAUAUCUGCAAGUUUGUGACAAAUGCAAGACCUUCCAGGGGCAAUUUGAGGCAGGUUUUCAAUUUUCUUGUCGGUCUCACUUCUCCUCAGCAAACAUCAAAUGACUAAUUAGCCAUUCCUUUUUCAAAGCUUAGUUUUACCUUGAGGAUAGAGAUCUACGUUACGUUAUGUAAAACUAGAUUUUGGGCUCCAUGCAAAUUGCAUGGAGUCUCAAACUAGAAUAGGCAGAAUAAUUUAAACUAUAAUUUGUUAUUACGUACAAUUUGUCAUUCAUGCAUUCUUGUUCAUGUUGUAUUACUUAUUAAAUAUGGUUGCAGGUUAAAAAAAAUAUUAUUUCAGUCGCA